Messenger RNA from Nothobranchius furzeri (turquoise killifish), 3392 nucleotides. RefSeq names its product zinc finger protein 384 b (gene znf384b). The record is from RefSeq and is a predicted model, not a curated record. Gene Ontology annotation, biological process: regulation of transcription by RNA polymerase II. Gene Ontology annotation, cellular component: nucleus. Lineage: Eukaryota; Metazoa; Chordata; Actinopteri; Cyprinodontiformes; Nothobranchiidae. Gene Ontology annotation, molecular function: RNA polymerase II cis-regulatory region sequence-specific DNA binding; DNA-binding transcription factor activity, RNA polymerase II-specific.
CAGUAACAAUAUAAAAAGGCCAAAAAGUAUAUUAAACAUGUGUAAACAUGCAUUAGGACACAAAUAUAAAAACAGUUUUUUUAAAUAUGAAAAUCAAAUAAAUCCGUUAUUUAAUUGUUUGUCUAAUACAGGAAAAUUUGUUUUAUUUGACAAAUGUUUAACAAACAUCCAAAAAUGUAAUCCCCAGAGCAUAAUCCUGCAAAUAAAAUACAAACAAAAAAUAAUUCUGCAACUUUUUUUUUUUUUUUACUUUUUAAACAGCUUUUUAGACUUCUUUUCCCGUCUUAAACAAGAUGAGCAAAACAAAAGACAAAACUCGUUUUCAACUGUGUACUGACUGACUCUUGUAUUGUGCUGACCGGGCACUGAAAUUUCCAACACAACAUGAAGGCAUCAUCUCAGAAGUUCAAAUGCUGCAAAAAUAAAACGAGCUAAACUGCUUUAAAAACGAUAGAAUUCACAAAAAUCACCACUGCGGGACGGGAGACCAGACGUGUCGCUUUUUCAGCUUUUUGGAGGCAUACGAUACCGGAAGUGACGUCAGAACACAUACUCCUUUUGUCUGUCAGGAGGAAGUGGAGCUCUGGCUGAAGCUACUGGCUAAUCAGAGGAAGAAAAAAAUAAAAAAGAGAGAGGGGGAAACUUGGUAGAUCUACGGGAAUUUCACCAGUGUUCGACCCCGGAUUCGGCUUUUUUGGACCGUUGGGAACUCCGGAGAAGAGGAUUGAGUCUCCGGUACCGAAACGAUGGAGGACUCUCAUUUUAACUCGUCAUAUUUCUGGGCUCCCGUGCCGACCAUGCCAGGACAGAUCGAGAAUGCCAUGUUCCUGAACAAAGUGAAAGAGCAGCAGGAGAAGAACGCUUCAUUCCCCCCCUCCUCAGCGUCCCACUACCAAACGGCGCUUCUCACCAUCCCGACUCCCGGAGCAAAGGCAGAUGGAGGCGGGCCGCCCAGUAGCACGACACACGUCCACUCCUCUCACGGCGCCCAGAACAUCACGGUGUUGCCCGUUUCCUCCACGAGCAUCAUGGCGGCAGCUGGUCUGGUAAUUACCACUCCUCAGGGAACGCUGGUGUCUCCCACUUCCUCUCAGUCGUUUGUCUCCGGUCAUCCAGCAACGACCAUGAUUGUUUCAGCGCUCCAGUCUCCAGACAAAAAAGGAGAUGGGUCAUCCCAUGUGGUCGUCAUGCCAACGCCCUCCAAACGAGGGCGAAAGAGGAAGACGACAAUGGUGUCCAGGGUCGGACCUGUAGGUGGACCAGGAAGUGAGACGAUAAUACUGACACAGCUGACACCUGGUGGACAGGUUACAUCAUUGCAGCGUCACACUGGAGAACCUUAUGAGCUGUCGAAUGAAGAGGAAGACCACGGCCCCAAAGACACCACUAAGACUUACAGGUGCCGGAUGUGCGCUGCGACCUUCUUCAGUAAGUCUGACAUGCAGAUCCACUCCAAGUCGCACACAGAGGCCAAACCUCACAAGUGUCCUCACUGCGCCAAGUCGUUCGCCAACUCGAGCUACCUGGCCCAGCACAUCCGCAUCCACAGUGGGGCCAAGCCUUACACCUGCUCCUACUGCCAGAAAUCUUUCAGGCAGCUCAGUCACUUACAGCAGCACACACGGAGCCACACGGAGUCAAAGCCUCACAAGUGCCCGCAUUGUACGAAGUCGUUUGCUAACUCAAGCUACCUGGCUCAGCAUACCCGCAUCCACACGGGCGUGAAGCCCUACUCUUGUGUGUACUGCGAGAAGUGCUUCAGACAGCUCAGUCACCUUCAGCAGCACAGCAGAAUUCACACGGGAGAUCGGCCGUACAAGUGCACCCAACCGGGCUGCGAGAAAUCCUUCACGCAACUCUCAAAUUUACAGUCUCAUCGACGUCAACACAACAAAGACAAACCCUACAAGUGCCCCAACUGCAAUAAAGGAUACAUAGACUCGGCGAGCCUGGAGGUGCACAUGUCCACACACACGGUCAAACACGCUCGGAUCUACUCGUGUAGUCUUUGCAGCCGCACUUAUACUUCAGUAAGACAAAUGUCCAUUUCUGAAGAGCAUUUCUACAUGAAACACUAUGAGUCGCAGCACUGGCAUCAGACGCCUGGCCGCUACUUUACACCGUGUAGUCAUGUGACCACUGUUUCCCCUCUACCUAUCCUCCCCUCAUCUCAGGAGACGUAUCUGGUGAAACACAUGGAGAAACACAACCCAGACCAGUUGACUGCGCCUGCUGUCAUGGCAGCACAGCCAGCACAGCGGAGCCAAAGCCAGGCCCAGGGCCAGGCUGAAGCUCAAGGCCGGGUAGGAAGCGCAGAUGGAGGAUCAAGUCGGCCCGGGAGAGCUGGGAGCGGAGCAGCAGGGGGAGGCCAGCAGGGACAGAACCAGAGCAGCUAUCCCCAGACAGAAACCACGCCCUGUCCGUUCGACCUGCAUCAGUUUAAGACCGUGUCUGCCGGGGACAUCCAUUACAAACCAGUCACUGUGGCUGAUCUUACUUCCCACAAAGACCUUUUUCUCACUGUCUCCACAUCCACGAUUCAAGUAGAGCACCUCAACUCUUAGAGGUGGCUACAGAAGAGCGUCUGGAGGAAAUGUGGGAGACUUAAAAUCAAUUCAAGAUAAAUGGAGGCUGGAGAGAUUUAAAGCAAUACUUAAAAUGUACUAAAACUUAGGAAAACAUGACUGUGCCUGGAUUAUGAUUUGAGGCAGACGGGCAAAUCAUAUGCUGCUCAGUUUACUGAAGAGAGUUUAGUAGGUUUUUCUUUUUGCUUGGUUUGUUUUCCUGUUGCUGAGCUGGUACAUAUGACUUGAAAAUGUAUGUAAAGGCUACAAUAAAGUAUAUACCAGUCCAUCACAGUGAUGGUUUUAUGAUAGGACAUGUCUUAAAGACAGUUCUUUUUACUGUUACCACCUCCUGCUCUUCCGUAUAAUUACGUUUUGACUAUAGCAAUCUUUCGCUGUUUUGUUUGAUUGCAAUUGGCAGUCAUAUGUAAAAGUAAAUUUUUAUACUUUCAUACAGACUUCCAGUUUUUAUACCAGUGUUAUUGCCUCUUCUGUGGGUUAACGUACAUGCUUUUAAUAUUCUAACCUUAAAGGGAUGUAGAGGCUGUUAACUUUUUAUGACAGAAAAAAUAGCAUUCAAGUAUAUAAAGUUAUAUACUACCAGUUUAUAAAGUAUGAUUGUAUAUGAUACCGAUGGGGUAAUCCACAGAAUAAAUGUAGGCUUGUUUGUGGCUAUUCAUACUACCUUAAGGGAGGCGUGAUCAACAUCAUGUCAUGUAAUGCCGUUUACUGCUUUGUGUGUAUGUCUAAAAGUUAUGUUUAAAAAUGUACUCUUGCUAUUUAACUUCCAUAAUAAAAAUUCUUAUAAUUGCUUUACAGAAAUAUUUA